This is a messenger RNA of Arachis ipaensis, 1661 nucleotides long. RefSeq names its product aspartyl protease family protein 2. Gene Ontology annotation, molecular function: aspartic-type endopeptidase activity. Gene Ontology annotation, biological process: proteolysis. The record is from RefSeq and is a predicted model, not a curated record. Lineage: Eukaryota; Viridiplantae; Streptophyta; Magnoliopsida; Fabales; Fabaceae.
UCUUCUUCUUCUUCUCAGUGUUCAUCACACUCUCCACCGCCACCAAAGAAACCCAAACCCUUAUCCUCCACCCACUCCCAUCUCAACCCACCCUCUAUUGGCCCGAACUCGAAACCGAGCAACCCGACCCGGAACCCGAAUCAGCUUCGCUCUCUGUCUCUCUUCACCACAUCGAUGCACUCUCUUCCAACAAAACACCGCACGAAUUGUUUACCCAAAGGCUCCAAAGGGACGCUGCUAGGGUCAAAAUCGUAACUUCCUUCGUCUCCAAAGCUCCAUUUUCUUCUUCACCCAAGAACCAAACCGGGUUCGGAUCACAACCCGGUUUCAGCUUCAGCAGCUCAGUCAUUUCGGGUUUGGCUCAGGGCAGCGGCGAGUACUUCACGCGCCUCGGCGUCGGAACGCCGCCACGCUACCUCUACAUGGUGCUCGACACCGGAAGCGACGUCGUUUGGCUCCAAUGUGCGCCGUGCAAGAAGUGCUACUCAGAGUCCGACCCAGUUUUCGACCCGAAAGGGUCCCGGACCUUUGCCCCAGUACCCUGCGGUUCUCCGCUCUGCCGGCAGCUGGACUCGCCGGGAUGCGACGCCCGGAAAAAGGUGUGCGAGUAUCAGGUCUCAUAUGGAGACGGGUCCUUCACCGUCGGCGAUUUUGCCACUGAGACAUUGACUUUCCGGCGACGCGCCAGCGUCCCGCGCGUGGCCUUAGGCUGUGGACAUGACAACGAGGGGCUCUUUGUUGGGGCUGCGGGCCUUUUGGGCCUGGGCCGGGGCAUGCUUUCCUUUCCGACCCAAGCCGGUGCCCGGUUCAAUAACAAAUUCAGUUAUUGUUUAGUGGACCGAGCUGCUUCAUCAAAACCGUCUUCAAUGGUUUUUGGUGAUUUGGCAGUUUCGAGAGCGGCACGGUUCACUCCGUUGUUAAAGAACCCAAAGCUCGACACAUUUUACUAUGUCGAACUGUUGGGAAUUAGUGUUGGCGGGGUGCUGGUUCGUGGAAUUUCGGCUUCUUUGUUUCGGCUUGACCGGACCGGAAAUGGUGGGGUAAUUAUUGACUCGGGCACCUCAGUGACUCGAUUGACCCGACCCGCUUAUGAGGCUUUGAGAGACGCUUUUCGGGUUGGGGCAGCCCGAUUGAAACGGGCACCCGAAUACUCGUUAUUUGAUACUUGCUUUGAUCUUUCGGGGAUGACGCAAGUGAAAGUUCCGACCGUAGUGCUACAUUUUCGAGGUGCCGAUGUGUCACUUCCAGCCGGGAAUUACCUAAUUCCGGUGGAUGAUAAGGGAACUUACUGUUUCGCGUUCGCUGGGACGAUGAGCGGGUUAUCCAUAAUUGGGAAUAUCCAGCAACAAGGGUUUCGGGUCGUGUUUGAUUUGGCGGGUUCUCGGAUCGGGUUUGCACCAAGAGGGUGCGCAUAAAAUGAAUCAAUGUGAGUUGUAGUGGUGAAAGUUAAUUUUGUAAUAGUUGGCUUCUAUUUUUGGUUUAGGUCAAACUAAAUAUAAGAAUAGAUAUUUAUGUUUUGUGUUGGUUAACUUAAUGAAAUGGUAAUUUGGCGAUUUAACAAUGGUAAUUUAGUUUGGUAUCUUAAUUAGUAAUUGUAGCAUCAUCGAAAUGCUUAUGUUCACUUAUGUUGUAUACAAUAGAGUAACAUUAAGAUUUGAGAA